Messenger RNA from Salvia miltiorrhiza (redroot sage), 393 nucleotides. RefSeq lists its product as uncharacterized. The coding region runs from base 1 to 393 and encodes 130 amino acids. Lineage: Eukaryota; Viridiplantae; Streptophyta; Magnoliopsida; Lamiales; Lamiaceae. The transcript has a single exon. The record is from RefSeq and is a predicted model, not a curated record.
AUGGCAGACAGGAACGGAGCUCACUCGGUCAAAUCGGCAUAUAAAGUGUUAAGUGCAGCAGCAACUACCUCCUCCCAGCGUGAGGUCUGCCUUGAGCUCCCACCAAUCUGGAAAGCUCGAGUGUCGUUCAAAGCAAAAACUGUGACGUGGAGAAUAUUUAAAGGAAGGCUUCCAACCUGCGACAACCUUCUUAGAAGACAGGUACCUCUUUCGGCUUCGGAUGUCCUGUGCACGGCGUGUGAAGAGGAAAAUGAAUCGGUUGAGCAUUUCUUUUUCGUGUGUAAAAGAUCAUGUGAAUUGUGGGAUGCCAUUCUUCUUUGGAUUGGAAAAUAUACAGCUCUGCACCACAAGGCCAGUGAGCAUUUUGCGACUUUUAGCAACAUUGGAGAUUAA